AGAAGAAAAUGUCCAACAGCGUCAAGCAGAAGUGGUCCGCCACUGCAUGGCCUCUGAUGUGUGAUGCCAGGUGUUAGGCAGGGUAUUUUGGUGCAGCACUCGGAAGUGACUCUUCCCCUUUUCAUAACUUUAAGUUGCAGCUCAAGUGGAGAGGGCAUCGAUAUGUGUUACAUAUGAAGACAGAAGACGAACAACUCAGUUAAUAAAAGAGGAAGCGCAGGAAGAAAAUGGAGGACCACAAAACGGUGCAGUUCAUGAGACUCUUGUCAGAAGACAGCAUUGGAUCUACCUUGUCCUCAGACUCAUGUGAGUACUAUCAGACCGAGAUAUAUGACCUGCUGCCCAGUGUCCAGGCUGUACGGUCCCUGCAUGGCGGCUAUGAUACACAGGAAAGCCAUGGUGGUCCAGAGCCUGAGGAGUCAAGAGGACCAAGAGAUAAGAUGUCUCAACAUCCCCUCAGGAACCUGGCCAUGUCUAUGCACGGAAAGAGAGAUGCAAGGGAAAGGAGGAAAAUGCAGAUCAGUAAUAAUGGUUUUAUAAAGUCAUGGAGUCGGAGCCAGAGCAUCAACCGGAAGAGGAUCCAAGCUCAGGUGCGAGAGAUGGGGUUCAGCCUGUUGCCAUGGCGACACAUACUCCUCAAGAUUCAAGCGAGGUUUGGGGUCGGAGUCAAGUCCUACUUUGUUUUCCUCAGAUAUCUGAUCUGCCUGAAUCUGCUACACUGUGCUCUAAUCGGAGGCUUCAUUCUGGGGCCCACAGCAUUUUAUGGCAGAAACAGGACUGAAUCGUUGAGGUUUAACAAAAAUGACUCAGUGUUAGAUUUCUUCCUGGGAUCGGGAUUUCUUGAUCGUUCUCCUGUUUUCAUUGGUUUUUACACCCCUGGCUCUCUGGAUCUAAGCUGCCUGAACACUCCCCUGCUGUACCUUGCCGGGAUCCUCAGCAUCUUUGCCUUUAGUCUCAUCAUAGCGGCCCGCAGAACAACUGUUGGCUAUAAGCACACCUGGAUGCUUGAGAAGCGUACUAGUGUGAAUGUAAGCUUUAAGAUCUUCUGUGGCUGGGACUUUAACAUCCAGGAUCCAGCAGCUGCAAUGCUCAAGCACAGCUUCAUUAGAAACGAUCUCAAGCUUUUUCUGGAGGAGCAGAGCUUCUCCUUGAGGAAAGCUCAGAGGACUCUUGGGCAAAAGGUGCGUCUCUACCUGCUUAGGUUCAUCCUAAACCUGGUUGUUUUAUCACUGCUCGGUGGAGCUUUUUACCUCAUCUACUUUUCCACAAUGCUAUCACUCACUGAGAGUUCAGACGGAUGGUUUCUUAACCUGGUCCUUCAGUAUCUUUCACCCAUAACCAUCACUUUUGUGAACCUAAUCCUCCCUCACAUGUUCCGUAAGGUCUCGUCUUUUGAGGACUAUUCUUUAACUGUUCAAGUAAAUGCAACACUUGUGAGGAGCAUCUUCUUGAAGCUGGCUUCCCUUGGAAUUUAUUUGUUUUUCGUCUUCAAAACGCGACAAACACAGCAAGAAAAAUCUGGGUGCAGAGAAAACCAGCUUGGCAGAGAAAUGUACAAACUGUGUAUCUUCAACUUCAUCGCCACUUUCUGCAGCACUUUCUUUGUGAACUACCCGAGGAAGCUUUUGCAGGAGAUGUAUCCAACAUCCUUGCUUGCACGUCUAUUAGGCAAACAGAGAUUCCUGAUUCCUUUUAAUGUGCUGGAUCUGGUUUAUGUGCAAACUGUAUCUUGGGUGGGAGUCUACUACUGCCCUCUGCUGCCGCUGAUUGGAGUAGUCACGCUGGUGGCCACAUUCUACAUCAAAAAGUUCAGUGUCCUGCGGUGUUGUGUGGCAGAACAGCGGAUGUUUCGAGCCUCCAACUCUUCAGUUUUAUUCCAUUUCAUGUUGCUGUUGGGUCUCCUAAUGGCUGCAGCCGCACCAGUCUUGGACUAUUACCAGUCUAAGCAACCAAACACCAUCUCUAGGAUCUCCUGUGGUCCAUUUUUAAAUCAAGAAAGUGUGUUUAAUGUGACCAACAAAUGUGUGAAAAGACUUCCCAGUUCAGCCCAGACUGCUAUACGCUACCUGUCUUCUGAAGCCUUUGCCCUGCCUCUCCUGCUAGCCGAAAUCAUCCUCCUAACGUCAUACGUGUCACGGGGACGCGCCAACCAGAGGGCAAUUGAACGGCUUAAAGACAUGCUGGUUAUGUGCAGCUCAGAUAAGCGAUACCUGGUGAAGCAGCACGCCACCAUGCUGAGAGGUCAGAAGAACGCAAAGCGGGGCCGUCCUGUAGCCGUGGAGCAAAAGACGCCCCUCCCGUCUCACCUGGCAGCAGACUGACAGAUGGAUAAUCAAACGACCUAUUUUGUGAAAUAUUCAGAAAGAAAAAAAAGUGAACAAUUGAAACCUGUAACCUUAUUGUGUAAAUCAGCAUUCCCAUCAUUACAACCACUUACCUAACAAUCAUUUUAUAAAUCAGUGUCUAUGAUAAGUUAAUUUGUACACUGCUUAAAAACCCUUUUUUUAUGUAUGUAAACAUGGUUUAUAUUUGCAUUCAUUUAUUUUAUGUCUGAAAUAUAUUUCUAUAUAUCCUUUAAAUGUUCUUGAUUCAUUAAACUCUACAUUAAAUAUAUGU
This is a messenger RNA of Cyprinodon variegatus (sheepshead minnow), 2616 nucleotides long. RefSeq names its product transmembrane channel like 8 (gene tmc8). The record is from RefSeq and is a predicted model, not a curated record. Gene Ontology annotation, molecular function: mechanosensitive monoatomic ion channel activity. The coding region runs from base 228 to 2321 and encodes 697 amino acids. The transcript has 16 exons. NCBI's taxonomy places the organism in Eukaryota, Metazoa, Chordata, Actinopteri, Cyprinodontiformes, Cyprinodontidae. Gene Ontology annotation, cellular component: plasma membrane.